AGUUACAUCUGUCACCUAGCAACAGCAGCACGCUAAACAGAGACCCAAACACAGCUUGAUUCAGCUUUGCUGGCCCGUGAAGUAUUUGAUCUCUAGAUGGGGAAAAAAGUCAAAAAAGAGUCAGAGCCAUUCUCGAAAGAUGUGUUCGACCCUUUACCCAUCGAGAGCAGAACAGCAGCGACGGCGGUUCUUAUGCUCCGCUCUCCUGAAGAAGACGUGCUGGCAAAAGCUUGUGAGGCCAUCCACAAAUUCGCAGAAAAAGGUGAUGAGAAUAAGACUUCUCUGAUGUGCUUGGGAGCGGUUGAACCUCUUUCUCGUCUCAUAUCUCACGAGGACAGGACUGUGCGCAGGAAUGCUGUCAUGGCUCUGGGCGUCAUGGCUUCUAACAAUGAAGUCAAAAAGUGUUUAAAGAAGCUGGAUGUUAUACCUGCAGUCAUCAGCAAACUAUCACCUGAGGAGAAUGUUGUGGUCCAGGAGUUUGCCACUUUGUGUUUGACAUCAUUGUCAGUGGACUUUUGCUACAAGGUCCAGAUUUUCGAGCACAAAGGGCUUGAACCUCUUAUUCAGCUCUUGUCCAGCCCAGACCCUGAUGUGAAGAAAAAUUCAGUGGAGUGCAUCUUUAAUCUUGUACAAGAUUUUCAGAAUCGAGCAGCCGUGCAGCAUCUAAAUGGACUCCCCCCGCUUCUGGAAUUGCUACGCUCCGAGUUCCCAGCUAUUCAGCAGCUUGCACUGCGCACCAUAGAGAACAUCACCACUGACAGUGAAACCCGCGUGGCCUUUAGGAAUAUACAGGGCUUUGACAGAAUCCUGGAGAUCCUCGGGACCAAAGAGUUUAGUGACCUGCACGAGGGGGCUCUCAGGGUUAUCUCGAACUGUCUGGAAGACAACGAGUCCAUGCAGCUGAUUCAGACAAUGGGUGGUCUGGAACAGCUACUGCAGUUUGUUGGCACAUCCACACUGCCUGAAGCGCAGGCUAAUGCAGUUAAAGUCGUAGCCAGGAUGGCACAGAGCGGUGAGAACAGAAAAAUUCUUCAUGAACGGAAUGUAGAAAAGACCCUCACUGACCUUCUCAUGCAGGAGAAUGAGAGUGUACGCACUGCUGCAUGCCAGGCUGUGGCAACAGUGAGCAAAAACCUUUCCAGCAGAGAAACGUUCAGAAGUCUGGAUGCGAUUAAGCCCAUCGUGCAGCUGCUGAACAGUGAAGGAAGUGAGUUGAGAAUGGCUGCAGCAGAGGCCCUGUCCAGCUUGACCAGUGACAAUAACCUCAAUGCUUAUGCUAUAUAUGAGGCAGAGGGUGACAAGCUCUUGGUGCGACAGCUGCGAGACAGCUGCAUGGGAGCAGCUGUGUAUGCAGCAUCAGUCUUGACAAACAUGGCAUCGCAGGAGGAACUGCGCAGAAGUAUUCUGGCCCAUGAAGCUAUGCCAGCACUGGUGGAGCUGCUACAGUCCACUGACAAUAACAUACUCAUCAGUGCGACGCAGACUGUAGCUUCACUGGCCUGUGAUGCAGAGGCGAGGAUGGAGCUGAGAACUGUUGGAGGCCUGUCACCUUUGGUUCAACUGCUCAAGUCUAUCAAUGCUGAAAUUCGGAGAAAUGCUUCCUGGGCAAUUAGUGUGUGUGCAAACGAUGAAAUAACAGCCCUAGAAUUGUGUAAUGCGGGAGCUCUGGAGAUACUCCAGGAAAUCCGCCUGUCACCAAACCGUAACAACAAAUUUAGUGAGCUGGCACUACAGAAGCUUCUGAACAGUAAUCUAUCAUUGAAGUAUAGUCUGACAGGACACCUGUCAGCCAGCGAUGUAACUACAGAUGGCUUCUAUGACCCUGGACAGAUAAGAAUGGGUCAUCAGGUUCCUACCUUGGAGGAAAUAUCAAAACAAGUUGUCAACAAACGCAGAGCCACUAUAGCAGUGAAUGGGAAACCCCUGGAUCAAUUUAUUACCAAGGAACCAGAUGAUUGUAAGCAAGAUAGUCCAACUGAAACUACUGCCUCGUCUGUUUUGAGCAGCAAAAGGAGCAGCAAAACACCAAGUAAAAUGAAGGGAAAGGGUAACAAAGAGGAUGAGAAAAGGAAGGAUGAGGAUGAGUAUAAGCCACAGCCAGAGAUGGUGGUGGAUGAAGCGUGGAGCUUGCCGUAUGACGCUGCAUUUCAUAAUCUUGUCAAAGAAGCAGUCGAAUCCAUCUCGCCACUUCAGGAUGUGGCCAAAAUGUACACAGCUUUGGCAAUGUUAGUGUGUGAUGCAAUGGGCGGCAAGGUUGAGCCAGACAAGCUACAUGACUUUCUGUGGGAACUGCAUAUAAGCGAGCUGAAAGUUGAAGCCUGUUCCAACAUCGUUCUCAUUGGAAAAAUAAAAAAAGGCACUUUCUUUCACAGAGCGUUGCUUUACAAGGUUCUUGCAGACCGAAUUGGGCUGAGCUGCAGUCUCAUAAGAGGAGAAUACAACCGCGCCUGGAACGAAAUCUUCAUUACCAGUCCAAAGAAAACUUAUGGUUACUCUCAGCCUGAAUGUUAUAUCAUAGAUCUCAUGCAUCAACCUGGAAACCUCAUGAAAAGCAACUCACCAGCAGCUCUAGCAUAUCAGACCAUUUAAUAGCAAUAUUAUACUGGUAUUAUGUUUACUCACACACACACACAAACAAAGUUCACAAUUAUACUAUUUUUUUUU
This is a messenger RNA of Carassius auratus (goldfish), 2664 nucleotides long. It is a transcript of the gene armc3, whose product is annotated as armadillo repeat containing 3. The transcript has 18 exons. The coding region runs from base 97 to 2589 and encodes 830 amino acids. The record is from RefSeq and is a predicted model, not a curated record. Lineage: Eukaryota; Metazoa; Chordata; Actinopteri; Cypriniformes; Cyprinidae. Gene Ontology annotation, molecular function: protein binding.